Messenger RNA from Darwinula stevensoni, 4089 nucleotides. The record is from the annotation of a GenBank genome assembly. Lineage: Eukaryota; Metazoa; Arthropoda; Ostracoda; Podocopida; Darwinulidae.
AUGCUGGAAUUUCUCAUGCCGAUAAUUGAAUCUAUAUCACUAGAAUGGGAACUGCUUGGGGUGUUGAGCCCCAACAAAAGCCCCCAAAUAAAGCCCGUGAAGAUGGAUGAACCUGCGAGAUUGCAAGACGAGAUGAACGUUACUCCUUUGACCUUGUGCGACAUCGAGGCGAUAACGACGAUAGCCUUGACGAGAGAAGACGAGCUUAGUUACCGAGUCGAGCUCACCAUCAAAGAUCCCGACAAAGAGCCUUUGGUGCUGAGUUUGGAGGAGAAGGACGCCGAGGAGUUGGUGUUGCUCCUUCAGGGUUUCCAUCGGCUCAUCACCAGUCGGUCCCUGCCUCUUCACAGGGAGCGGGAUCGCUGGUCCGAGUACCAAGCACCAGCGUACCAUACGAAGCACCGUGUGAUCCCAGCCUCGUGGAGCUAUCCUGUGAAGCCUAUCGGGCGCCUGGAAGGAGUGAAUCAUCAAGGGAGCAUCGGAAGCGGAUCGGAAGACGGCGGUUCCUCUGUGUCUUCCGACGAGGACCAGUCGCUCCCGAUCCCGAUUCAUCACCUGUAUCCGCCAAGGGAAGCGGACCUCUCGUUGGCGCCUCCCUAUAGCGGUCCUCCAGAGGGAUUUAAGAUUCCGAACGGAACGCUCCCCCGUUCCGGAAUGGAGGUUGGUGAGAACAAUCUGCAGCACAUCGACGAAAACCUCAAUAAAAUCUCGCCGCUGUCGAAUGGGGUAGGGAGCAGAAGUGCUCAACUUGCGGACGUUGCUAACCAAAACGUGUCCAAGUCCUCGGGAAGUCUCCUUAGGUUCAGCGAACUGAAGAAAGCUUUACUGGAGCUGGGUUCCAAUUCCAACAAGCUUGGAUUUGAUGUUCAUAGUGUGGUGUCCAUGGAGAUUUUGGAGGAUAAUCACCUGACAGAGGCCAAGAACGAUGAGGUGUUGAAUCGAGUGGAGGAAAUGAAGAAACUGGUGGAAACGGCAGAGCAAUAUCUGACGGAAGGGGAGGAAGGAACAGACGUAGAGAGAGACAGUCUGCCAUCUGACUCCAGCUCCAACUAUGGGAGACUGAAGCAUUCCGAUUCUCUCCUUCUCCUCGCUCAGGGAAAGGGAGUAGACGGAAAGAAGGUUGAAGUGAAUGGAGGACCAAAGACCACCAACGGUCUGGAGAAUAAUGAGCCGUCUGAGAGUGAUACGGACUCAUUUGGAACUCCCACCAACAGCCCUCUCCAUAGACCCAAAGUGCAGAAACCUAGUGCGCUGAAGCAGAGUGGAUCGAGCUUUGGGCUCCACAGUCCUGAUAACUUUCCUCAUGGCCUGGACUCGGGAAAUUCCUCAACAGUCCAGGACAUGCUAAAGAAGUUAUCUACAGAGAAAUCCCUACCAUACAAUUUUGCUGAAGGGACACUGGUAUUGGAUCCUGAUAUCAUCGAUCUCACCAUGAUACCUCCGCCAAUUACACCUGACGAUGACGGAGCGAAGUCUUUCCCAACUGGACCAAGUUUCCCUCCGACGCCAUUUGCUGAUCGUCAAAGCCUCGAAGUGGAGCUGCAGGCUUUGACCAAAGAUCUCGGGGAUCUGAAGGAUCUUGGAGUUUGGUCAAAUCUUAGUUCUAUCAGUAGAAAUGGAGGUGAAUCUACCGAUUGGGAAGACGAAGAGGAAGAUGUGACGUCUCUGAGCAGCCUGAACACGUCUCUCAUGUCGACGGCAUCCCUGACGUCUCGUUCUACAGCAGCAGGGAUCCCGGCUGCAAGCCUGGCUGCCCUGGCCCAUCUUGCAGUCACCCCCAACGGAGACCUGGAGAGAUUCAUCGCCAGUGCCACGAUCCCUCCCCCUCCGGAUAUGAUGACACCCUUCGAAAGUGCUGAUCAUUCGCCUGUGAUAGAACUGACCCAAGACGACAUCAACGCCUUCAUCAUCCCGCCUCCGCCGACAUCGUCGGAUGCAGAGCCCCGAAGCUCGACACCGGAACGGGAUCGCGGGAUGGCAGAGCUGAAAGUGGGUGCCAACAGCCGGAUCAUCAACAGUGAAGGCGGGACGGUGAAGCUGAGAGUGACCGGACCGACUCGGCCGUCCAAACUACUCCUCGCCGACUCCAAACCGCCAGGUCACGUCUCCAGGCUCAAGAUGCCGACCGGGAUGGGGACAGGGACGGCAGAAAUGCAGCUCACCUCCAUCGCUCAACGAAAAGAGCAACUUCGCGCUGCUGCGCAGUCUGGGAGUCAACCUACGGGCAGCCCACCCGAUUAUCCCCCUCCUCCACCGCCAAAGACUGGGAAUUCCAAUCCUGCAGUUUCUCGCUGCUACUCUGACCCGGUGGAAUCGGGGAGCUCUGCUCCGAGGCGACCGUCUCUUCCGAGCCCUUCUUCUCCUCAUUCUCGACCCGGGACGAAGCAUUCCUCCAGCAACGAUUCACUGGCAUCAAAUUCAAGUGUCGCGACAGUGAAGUACGUGGGUGACUCUCCCGAUAUUCCCCCUCUGCCCCCGAGAAGUCCCACCAAGGGCCCCAUGGGGAAACCUCCCAUUCCCCCAGUACUAACCUCUCCUGAGCAGAAGUCUGCAUCAGCCGCAGUUCAUUCAUCUGCGGCAAAAAAGACGGACGGGCCAGGCAGUCCGAAGCCGGCCUUGCCGUCGAGGCUGCGAAAGCCCCCUCUUUCCCCCGUGAAAAAUGCAGCUCCCCCUUCCAGACUGCCUUCUCCACCUGGACCAGUGAAGCCCCCACCCCCAACCCCAGUGGAGAAUGGAAGUUCCUCCCCGAAGCCAGCCCUGCCUGCCAAAGGCGGAAGUUCUCCGACGCGGAAGAUUCCCGUCCCGUCGUCUGUCGGAAAGGCGCCCAUGCCUGCUCCUAAACCCAGUUCGGCAACAUCCCCUAAGAAUUCUUCGAAACUACCAAAGCUGAAGCCGGAUUCCCCCGAUACUCCCAUCCCCACGCAGAGCCCAUUGCAUAACGCACGUCUCAACGCGUCUCGUACCCUCCUGACGCCUCCGCUCAAGACCAGCAGCCCAAAAAGCCCCACGAAGAGCAACGGACUCUCGAACGGCCGCAUCGGCACCACCACGAACACUAACGGAUUCAGUGAAUCCACCAGCUUCGAACAGGACUCCCUGGAGUCGAGUUUCGAUUCGGAGGACCUCGGUGGCGAAAAGGACAGGGAAGCCCUAUUCAGGAAAGCGGAAUUGCGUGUGGAUGAUCUGGUGAGGAGGUUAGAGGAAUUCACCAAGAACUUCGGAGCCGGGAGCCUGAAGCCGAACGAAACCCUUCACCUGAAGCACAAGGACACGCUGACGAACGAGGCUCGUCACUUCGUGACGGCCUCCAAGCUGUUCGUGAAGAGUGCGACGGAGAGCGAGGAUCGACUGCUGGACUGCCUGAACCAGUGCAUGAAGAUGCUGGGGAAGAUGGUGGACGUGACCCAGCUGGUGGCCAUCCACUCUCCCGCCGUGCCGGGGAACAUGGAACUCCUGACGAAGGUGGCCGACGUCGGCCGGACGUACCUCCGCACCAUCCAGGCAGCCGGGAAUGCCGUCGGGAAGAACAUGAACGACCCCUCCAUGAACGUCCUCAUGAAGGAGGCCACUGCCUUGGCCAGCGUCCUCACUGCUCUCAUGAGGACACUCCGUGUGAUCCCUGCUUGAACUGGAAAAAAAAAAAAAACGAGCGGAGAAUAAUUCGAAGGUUCUGCACUCGAAGGACACGAAAGCCAGUACAAGGAAGAAUGCCCAGUGAGAUUCUUAGUCUAUCUCUGCCAUAUUUUUGCAAUAGGCAGCUGAUUUAUCCAGGGAAAGCAUAAUACGUAUAGUUCUAUCCUCAACGAAGCGGCACUGUGAAAGUGUUUUUUUCUACGUAUGUUGUGGUUUUGAUAACGACCCCAGUAUUUAUUUGAAACGUGUAGAUGUGAAGGAAAAGGUGCUACUGUUUUCCAGUAGAUGGAAAAAAAAAUUUAGGAGUUGAGGAAAAGAAGAGUUUCCGUUGACCUGUUUUCGCGUGACCGGAAUUGAAUUUUUCAUCGCUAUCAGAAUUCGUUCACCCUGUGCUUCAACAUUCAAAUCGAUUGAACUGGUUGUGUGUUUUGCAAAAUAAAGAGACGUUUCUCAUUC